AUGGUUCGAGAUUGUCCAUUAGGGUUUCGUUUUAGGCCAACAGAGGAAGAAUUAAUAACCCUCCUCUGGUUCAAGGCUACAAACCAGCAGCAGCAUAUCACGGAUGCUGUCCCCAAGAAGAAACUUUACGGUGUUGAUGCCUUGCCCUGGAAUAUUUUUGCCGAAGAUGAUGUUCGCUGGGAAUUGUCUGAUGACAGUGGAAAGAAGCGUACGAAAAGGGUGACAUAUGCGGUUACUAAGCUAUCCAAGAUAAGUCCUAACAAGGUUGCAAGAACUGCUGGAAGCGGGAUGUGGGAGGGCCAAUCUAAGGGCAAAGAUGUUCUUAACUCUAGAGGAGAGACCAUCGGUUCGAUUAAGAUGUUGAGCUAUGUCCUGAAUUCUGGUUCUCCUUGA
Messenger RNA from Coffea arabica (coffee), 393 nucleotides. RefSeq names its product NAC domain-containing protein 30-like. NCBI's taxonomy places the organism in Eukaryota, Viridiplantae, Streptophyta, Magnoliopsida, Gentianales, Rubiaceae. Gene Ontology annotation, molecular function: DNA binding. The record is from RefSeq and is a predicted model, not a curated record. Gene Ontology annotation, biological process: regulation of DNA-templated transcription.